Alternaria ethzedia is the source of this 477-nucleotide messenger RNA. RefSeq lists its product as uncharacterized. NCBI's taxonomy places the organism in Eukaryota, Fungi, Ascomycota, Dothideomycetes, Pleosporales, Pleosporaceae. The record is from RefSeq and is a predicted model, not a curated record. Bases 1 to 477 code for a protein of 158 amino acids. The transcript is spliced from 2 exons.
AUGGAGUCCCCCAGCAACCCACACAAGCGACAGAAGCUCGGUUUCGAGAGAGAGAUCACCCUGAAAGAAGACGAUCCCGAUGCUCUACUCUUGAUGCUCAACUUUGCAUACGAUCAAAAGAUACCAAGUCUGGAUGACGUUGACAACGUUAUUCGUACUGCCCGUAGCAUCCGAGAUUGCUUAGGCUUGUACCGCGUCGGUGACAAGUACGACUUUGCUCAGUUCCGGGAUCGGGUCAUCUCAGUGUUCAAAUGUAGCAUUGGUUGGUGGUCGAUGCAAGUGCGAUCAGACGACCCAGACCCUAUAGAUGCCGUUGUACAUCGAGAGUUCUGUGGAUUCGUCAGAGACGUCUAUGAUAUUGUGUUGAUGGCCGAGCUGAAGGAAAAUGAUUGGAAGGGUCACUGUCCUCGUUGUGGUGGUUACCAACUAGACUGGCGGCCAGAAAUGCUGUCUUACGAGGAAGACAAAUUCAGUUAG